Messenger RNA from Dendrobium catenatum, 2413 nucleotides. Its product is annotated as calcium-dependent protein kinase 18. Gene Ontology annotation, cellular component: cytoplasm; nucleus. Gene Ontology annotation, molecular function: calcium ion binding; calcium-dependent protein serine/threonine kinase activity; calmodulin binding. Gene Ontology annotation, biological process: protein autophosphorylation; peptidyl-serine phosphorylation; intracellular signal transduction. The record is from RefSeq and is a predicted model, not a curated record. NCBI's taxonomy places the organism in Eukaryota, Viridiplantae, Streptophyta, Magnoliopsida, Asparagales, Orchidaceae. Bases 226 to 1941 code for a protein of 571 amino acids. The transcript is spliced from 12 exons.
UAAUUUUCAAAGGAGAGAGACGGAGCGAGGGGUUGUCUUCGAAAUCUCUUCAUCUCCACACUCCUUCAAAGAAAGUCCCUUCCUUUGACCGAUCCCCUUACCCGCUUUCCACAAACCUUCGCAGUUGGAUCCUCUCUCUCGAGAUUGAGAGAGAUUGCUUUCGUGGCGAUCAGUUAUAUAGAUUGAUGAUUGCCUCUCACUCGCCGUGUUCUGAGGAGGGAGAGGAUGGGCUCCUGCUUCUCGACCGCAGGCAAGGCAACAGGCGGCGCCGCCGCCGGCAACCGGGAGACGGCGAUUUCGCUCCCAGAAGCGAAUGCUGGACUGGAAAGCGUACAGAAAAGUCAGCACGCGCAGAAGCAGACUGAGUUGUCUGAUGAUAAUCCGCAGCCACAGCAUCAGCGGGAGGGGAGGGAGAGGGAGAGGGAGAGGGAGAGGGAGAGAGAGAAGGAGAAGGCGGCCGGUGCCGGGCAUAAGAGGAAGGUGAGCGGGAUCGUGCCGUAUGGGAAGAGGAAGGAUUUCUGCUAUGCGAAGGAUUUUGAUAGCCGGUAUGCGAUUGGAAAACUCCUAGGUCAUGGUCAAUUUGGGUAUACCUUCGUUGCGACUGACAGGGCCAAUGGAGACAGAGUGGCGGUCAAGAGGAUCGAGAAGGCUAAGAUGGUUCUUCCGAUUGCUGUCGAGGAUGUAAAGCGUGAAGUAAAGAUACUCCAAGCCCUUAAAGGCCAUGAGAAUGUUGUCCACUUCUAUAAUGCAUUUGAGGAUGAUAAUUUUGUGUAUAUUGUUAUGGAAUUGUGCGAGGGUGGUGAACUACUUGACCGGAUAUUAGGCAAGAAGGAUAGCAGGUACACAGAGAAAGAUGCCGCUGUUGUAGUAAGACAGAUGCUCAAAGUUGCAGCAGAAUGUCAUCUACAUGGUCUAGUACAUCGGGACAUGAAGCCUGAGAAUUUUCUUUUCAAAUCAACCAAAGAUGAUUCUCCUCUAAAGGCUACUGACUUUGGCCUCUCAGAUUUUAUAAAGCCAGAGAAGAGAUUUCACGACAUUGUUGGUAGCGCUUAUUAUGUUGCUCCCGAGGUACUGAAACGCAAAUCUGGACCCGAAUCAGAUGUUUGGAGUAUAGGUGUCAUCACUUACAUUUUAUUAUGUGGGCGUCGACCAUUUUGGGAUAAAACUGAAGAUGGGAUUUUCAGGGAGGUGUUGAAAAAUAAACCUGAUUUUAAGAGGAAGCCCUGGCCUAGCAUAAGCACUAGUGCAAAAGCUUUUGUUCAGAUGUUGCUAGUGAAAGAUCCUCGUGCAAGGCUGACUGCUGCUCAAGCCUUAUCACACCCAUGGGUGAGAGAAGGGGGAGAUGCGAAGGAAAUCCCCUUAGAUAUAUCUGUUUUAUCUAAUAUGCGCCAAUUUGUUAAGUACAGCCGUUUAAAGCAGUUUGCCCUAAGGGCUCUAGCAAGUACGCUUAAUGAAAAUGAGCUAGCUGACCUACGAGACCAGUUUGAUGCAAUUGAUGUUGAUAAAAAUGGUGCAAUCAGUCUUGAAGAAAUGAGACAAGCCCUUGCAAAAGAUCUUCCAUGGAGAAUGAAAGAUUCACGUGCUUUAGAAAUUCUUCAAGCUAUUGACAGCAACACGGAUGGACUGGUAGAUUUCUCUGAAUUUGUUGCAGCAGCUUUGCAUGUUCAUCAGCUAGAGGAGCAUGAUUCUGAGAGGUGGAAUUUGCGCUCUCAAGCCGCUUUUGAUAAAUUUGAUGUAGACAGAGAUGGAUAUAUCACUCCUGAGGAACUCAGAAUGCACACAGGGCUUAGGGGUUCAAUUGAUCCACUAUUAGAAGAGGCAGACAUUGACAAGGAUGGAAAGAUCAGUUUAUCUGAAUUCCGCAGGCUUCUAAGAACUGCAAGCAUGGGUUCCCGCAAUGUCCCCAGUCCAUCUGGAGCUCGGAGUCAUCAAAGGCCAUAGAACUGUAAGCCAUUGCAGAGGUUCUGAAAAAAUGGACAAACUUACUAUCUUCGCACCAAAACUGAUUCGUAGCUGUUACUCAUUGUGUGUGUAGAGUGAGAUUGAGAUAGAUGGAAGAGAGAGAAAGUAACAAGCAUUCAAUGCUGUAUCUGCUGGUUAUUCUCCUUAGAAAAAUUGGUCUUUUCAGCUCCCAUAAGGUUGGUGAGUGCUUCAGAAAGCUGGUAUAUUCGUACGUAAUAAUAUAUCUUGUGAAGCCACCAUGACAGAUUUCUUGUAUUAUCCUCUUCUGAAUGGUCUCCAUUCUUUCUCUUGGCUGAUCUCCAGCUUUCACAGGACAUGUACAAGUAGCAAACAACAGUUAUCAAUGAAAAACUUGUUUGCAAACCAUUCAGCUUGGGGUCUUUGUUCUUAUUUCUCCUGAUGUAAAUUACAUUUGUUGAAGCAAUUGAUUUUUAUAAUUUGGUUGUUUAUG